Molecule: messenger RNA, 1901 nt
Organism: Mirounga angustirostris (Northern elephant seal)
Lineage: Eukaryota; Metazoa; Chordata; Mammalia; Carnivora; Phocidae
Gene: PHGDH
Product: phosphoglycerate dehydrogenase
Exons: 12
Coding region: 143-1744 (533 amino acids)
Biological process (GO): L-serine biosynthetic process
Molecular function (GO): NAD binding; phosphoglycerate dehydrogenase activity
Source: RefSeq, a predicted model, not a curated record
AGGAGCAGAAGGGGGAGAUAAAAGGGGAGCGGGAGAUCAAGAAUCCUGCCCAGUUACACCAGCCCGCCAGCCGGAACUACAGUUUCUCGGCUUAGGUGCUUCUGCCCCGCGGGAGCGGCCGAUUCCGAAGCCGACUCCGGCAAUGGCCUUUGCAAAUCUGCGGAAAGUGCUCAUCAGUGACAGCCUGGACCCUUGCUGCCGGAAGAUCCUGCAAGAUGGAGGGCUGCAGGUGGUGGAGAAGCAGAACCUGAGCAAAGAGGAGCUGAUAGCCGAGCUGCAGGACUGUGAAGGCCUCAUCGUCCGCUCAGCCACCAAGGUGACUGCUGAUGUCAUCAACGCGGCAGAGAAGCUCCAAGUGGUGGGCAGGGCCGGCACGGGCGUGGACAACGUGGACCUGGAGGCUGCCACCAGGAAGGGCGUUCUGGUCAUGAACACCCCCAAUGGGAAUAGCCUCAGUGCUGCGGAGCUCACCUGCGGGAUGAUCAUGUGCCUGGCCAGGCAGAUUCCCCAGGCGACGGCUUCCAUGAAGGACGGCAAAUGGGAACGGAAGAAGUUCAUGGGAACAGAGCUAAAUGGAAAGAUCCUGGGAAUUCUUGGCCUGGGCAGAAUUGGGAGAGAAGUGGCCACCCGGAUGCAGUCCUUUGGAAUGAAGACUGUAGGGUACGACCCCAUCAUCGCGCCGGAGGUCUCGGCCUCCUUUGGUGUCCAGCAGCUGCCCCUGGAGGAGAUCUGGCCUCUCUGCGACUUUAUCACCGUGCACACACCUCUCCUGCCCUCCACCACAGGCCUGCUGAACGACAGCACCUUUGCCCAGUGCAAGAAGGGGGUGCGCGUGGUGAACUGCGCUCGGGGAGGGAUCGUGGACGAGGGGGCCCUGCUCCGGGCCCUGCAGUCCGGUCGGUGCGCUGGUGCUGCGCUGGACGUCUUUACAGAGGAGCCACCACGGGACCGAGCCUUGGUGGACCACGAGAGCGUCAUCAGCUGCCCCCACCUGGGCGCCAGUACCAAGGAGGCCCAGAGCCGCUGCGGGGAGGAGAUCGCCAUCCAGUUUGUGGACAUGGUGAAGGGGAAAUCUCUAGCGGGCGUGGUGAAUGCCCAGGCCCUUACGAGUGCCUUCUCUCCGCAUACCAAGCCUUGGAUUGGUCUGGCUGAAGCUCUGGGGACCCUGAUGCGAGCCUGGGCUGGAUCCCCCAAAGGGACCAUCCAGGUGGUAACACAGGGAACAUCCCUGAAGAACGCUGGCAACUGCCUAAGCCCCGCGGUCAUUGUCGGCCUCCUGAAAGACACUUCCCAUCAGGCGGAUGUGAACUUGGUGAACGCCAAGCUGCUGGUGAAAGAGGCCGGCCUCAAUGUAACCACCUCCCACAACCCUGCUGUGCCAGGGGAGCAGGGCUGUGGGGAAGGCCUCUUGACCGUGGCCCUGACAGGUGCCCCCUACCAGGCUGUGGGCUUGGUCCAGGGCACCCUGCCUGUGCUGCAGGCGCUCAAUGGAGCCGUCUUCAGACCAGAAGUGCCUCUCCGCAGAGGCCUGCCCCUGCUCCUGUUCCGGGCUCAGCCGUCUAAUCCUGUGAUGCUACCCACCAUGAUUGGCCUCCUGGCAGAGGCAGGCGUGCAGCUGCUGUCCUACCAGGCCUCAGUGGUGUCAGAUGGGGAGACCUGGCACGUCAUGGGCAUCUCUUCCCUGCUGCCCAGCCUGGAAACAUGGAAGCAGCAUGUGACUGAGGCUUUCCAGUUCCACUUCUAAGCUUGGGUGGAGCAGGGGGAGGUUUCUGAAGAAUCCUGCCCACUGUGAUCAACAGAGGAGAUCCACAUUCCUUAGGCUGACGCUGCUUACUCUGCAGACCUUGGCUGACCCCUGUAGUGCCGUGAUAACCACCCAAUAAAGAGCCUACCCAAAUGUC